This is a messenger RNA of Hippopotamus amphibius kiboko, 2384 nucleotides long. It is a transcript of the gene CCDC77, whose product is annotated as coiled-coil domain containing 77. Gene Ontology annotation, cellular component: centrosome. The record is from RefSeq and is a predicted model, not a curated record. The transcript is spliced from 12 exons. Bases 140 to 1618 code for a protein of 492 amino acids. NCBI's taxonomy places the organism in Eukaryota, Metazoa, Chordata, Mammalia, Artiodactyla, Hippopotamidae.
GUCAUUGUCAGAAUAUACAGGGUUUUCAUAUGGUUGGGUGAGAGGAUCAAGGGAAGGAGUGAUGAUGAAAUUAAAAUGUCAAGUCCAGGUUGCUUGAAAGAUGCUAAAUUAGUAACUAAAAUAGGUGGGAAAGGACAGCAUGAACUUUACCCCGACGCAAUCCCCUGUCUGCAGAAAGCUGACAUCUGUCCCCAAGCAUGAGGCUGCCAGUGGCUUCAGUGGCCCCACCAGGUGGAAGGGGGUGUCUUUCUCUGAUUCUGUGCAGUCAACUCCCUUACCAUCGGUGGAGGAUCGUCUGGCCGUCCUUUGCCCUUCUCAGGAGCUUCUGGAAUAUUAUCAGAAGAAGAUGUCUGAGUGUGAGGCAGAAAACGAGGACCUGUUGAAGAAGCUAGAGCUGUACAGAGAAGCCUGCGAAGGGCAGCAUAAACUUGAAUGGGAUUUGCAGCAGAGGGAAGAAGAGAUUGCUGAGCUGCAGAAAGCUUUAAGUGACAUGCAGGUCUGCCUCUUCCAGGAGCGGGAGCACGUCUUACGCCUCUACUCGGAAAACGACCGACUGAGAAUCAGGGAGCUGGAAGACAAGAAAAAGAUUCAGAAUCUCUUGGCUCUUGUGGGAACAGACACUGGAGAAGUGACCUAUUUUUAUAAGGAGCCUCCCAACAAGGUCAGCAUUCUCCAAAAGACUAUCCAGGCAGUAGAAGUAUGUGAAAAGAAUGAAUCUUCGGCUUUCAGAACAGAUUCUAAAGGCAGCAGGAGAAAAUCAGCAAUGAAACAGAAAGAGGAGCGUGCCGAGCCACAGCAGAGAGACGUGCAGACCCUUGUCCUCCAGGUAGAAGCGCUGCAGGCCCAGCUGGAGGAGCAGACCAAGCUCUCACGGGACCAGGUGGCAGGGCUCAUGGAGGAGAGGCGGAUCCGCAUCGAGGAAGUGCAAGUUCAUCAGCAGCGAAAUCAGGACAGAAUCACAGAGCUCACCAGAAAUCUCCAUCACACCCAGGAACUGCUCUACGAAAGCACCAAAGACUUUUUGCAACUCAGAUUUGAAAACCAAAAUAAGGAGAAGUCCUGGAUGCUUGAAAAAGAUCAUUUGAUGUCAAAGAUUAAGCAAUACAGGGUGCAGUGUAAGAAGAAAGAAGAUAAAAUUGGAAAAGUUUGGCCAGUUCAUGAGAGUCAUUACAACCAAAAUGAGUAUAUUAAGUCCCUAAAGGAUAAGAUAGUACAAGAGAAAAAGCUGUCUAGCAUGUACCAAGAGCAGUGCAUUUCUCUAGAGGAAGAACUUGCCCGAAUUCGUGAGGAGGAGGGAGUGAGGAGAGAGAUCUUUAAGGAUCGCACCAGCAAGAUGGGGAGGCGUCUGCAGCUCAUGACAAAACGCUACGAGGCCUUGGAGAACCGGCGUGUCUUGGAAGUAGAAGGCUUUAAGACAGAUAUUAAGGUUCUCCGGCAAAAACUGAAAGACUUGGAGCAGAUGCUCUAUAAGGCAACACUUAACAGCCGGGCAAACCAGGAUCUUGCCAUCUUGUGUGAGGUUCGUGACAGCAAUAGACGGGCACAUAAGAUACAGGGAGAACUGAGGAACCUCAAGUCCAAAGUGUUUGGCCUGGAGAAUGAACUCAGACUCUGCUGAUGUUUACUCUUUAGGAAUGACACACGUCUGGAGUAGGUCUGCUUCCUGAAACGUGAGGAAAAGGUCAGAAACUGUAGGCACAGAGUUGUCGAGAGUAGUGGUAGCCAUUGUUAUAAAGACAGAGUGAAGAGUCGGCCUUUUUUGUGUCCUAAGCUUUAGGAUUUUUGCUGUCCUGUUAACCUUUUCUGGAUUUUUUUGUUUUUUUGUGGGGUUUUUGGUUUUUUUGUUUGUUUGUUUGUUUUUAAUUUGUUUUUGGGGUUUUUUGGUCUGAAUUAUAACCUGAAUUACUUAGAGACUUUCCCACAUUAUUUUCUCCAAUUUGUGAUGAGAGGGAUUUUUUGUUUUUGUUUUCUUAAGAAGACAGUGACAAAAAAAAAAGUAUUUUUGAUGUGAGCUUGGCUGAGUGUUAGUGGGAGGAACACUUUUCCCCAGGAGAUAAAGAUGCCCACUGAGGUCGCCUAUCUCCUGGGCAGAGGGCAAAGGCUGCAAAUCACAGCCCGUCCAAUGUGAAUAGGCCACAGUUCUGUCAGCCCUGAGCUGUAGGGCCUGGAUUCCUUUCUGGACACUCAAUCUCAGGAAGUUUCACCAGAGGGCACCAGAGGCCCUACUCUUAAGCAAAAUGUUCAUCUAGGAAAAUAAAGGUGCCACUUCAGUAAGAGUGAGUGAAACUUAAAUGAUCUUUGUAUGAAAAAUUCAGUAUUUUACCCAUACUAUGUUUUUUUAAGAUAAUGUAUGUUUUAAAUUAACUAUUUCUCAAUAAAGUAUG